Messenger RNA from Camelus dromedarius (Arabian camel), 933 nucleotides. It is a transcript of the gene TRIM40, whose product is annotated as tripartite motif containing 40. The transcript has 5 exons. The record is from RefSeq and is a predicted model, not a curated record. Gene Ontology annotation, biological process: protein ubiquitination. Lineage: Eukaryota; Metazoa; Chordata; Mammalia; Artiodactyla; Camelidae. Gene Ontology annotation, molecular function: ubiquitin protein ligase activity; zinc ion binding. Gene Ontology annotation, cellular component: nuclear body. Bases 1 to 933 code for a protein of 310 amino acids.
AUGGUCCCUUUGCGCCAGGACAUCCGGGAAGAGGGCAUCUGCCCCAUCUGCCAAGAGUGCCUGAAGGAGGCGGUGAGCACUGACUGCGGACACCUCUUCUGUCGAGUGUGCCUGGCACGGCACCUGGAGGAGACCUCGGCCUCCGGAGUCCGCAGCUGUCCCCUCUGCCGAAAGCCCUGUUCCGAGGGGGUCCUGGGGGCUGGCUACACCUGCCGCAGACACCAGAAGAAGGUGUGCUGGUUCUGUGAGGAGAGCAGACAUCUUCUGUGUAUGGAAUGCCGGGUGUCCCCUGAACACAAGUCUCACUGUGAACUGGCCAUUAAAAAUGCCAUCAGCCACUACAAGGAACGACUCAAUCGCAGGAGCAGGAAGCUCAGAAAGGACAUCUGCGAACUCCAGCGGCUCAGGGCUCAGGAGGAGAAGAAACUGCAGGCUGUGCAGUUUCAGGUAGACUGUGGGACCCACAGGCUGGAGGCUGAGUUGGAGACCCAGCACCAAACCCGGAGACAGCUGGAGGCCCUCUCUCAGCAGCAGCCAGACCAGUUGGAGGAUGUGCCAGCAGAGAUGUCCAGAAUCUUUGACAUCUCCAGGGCAAUAGUGCAACUCAGCAGGCUGGUCACUGAUCUGGAGAGGAUGGCCAGGAAACUGGAUGCCAACCUGCUGAAGGACGCCAGUGACUUAUUGAACAGGAGCACACCAGAGCAAUUAGAGGCUGUUUAUCCCAACUUAGAGAAGAGACUUGACGAAUCACUUGUUCAGCCAUCCUCGGCAGAUCUGACCUGUUCAUCCCUGGGCCACCUCAUCUCAGACUCACCUCAGCCUCCUGGCUUUCAUUCUCCCAACCUGUCCAGCCUCCCAUUGGGUCUACCUAGUGCGCCUUCAGUCCUGCCCUGUCCUGAGCAUGAUCCCCUCUCCUCAUCCCCACAGUUGUGA